AUGAGCAGAUCUCUCACUCAAGCCGCCAGAGUCCUUAGAAACUCCUCUGCUGCUCGCUCCGUCUUUGCUUCCUCAAUCAGAUUCUACUCUGCUUCAGCACUCCCCCUUAAGACCCCCAUCACUCUCCCCAAUGGCAUUAAAUACGACCAACCAACUGGUCUCUUCAUCAACAAUGAGUUUGUCGCCUCUCAAUCCGGCAAGACCUUUACCGUAGAGAGCCCUUCUACCCAGCACACCGUCGCUGAGGUUUAUGAGGGUUCCGAACAAGACGUUGAAAUUGCUGUCAAGGCUGCUGAAGAGGCUUUCAAGUCUUGGUCUCAAACCCCUGCCUCCGAGCGUGGCCUUCUUCUCAGCAAGCUCGCUGACAAGAUUCACGAAAAUGCUGAGCUCCUCGCUUCAAUUGAGUCCUUUGAUAACGGUAAGGCUCUCACCCUUGCCCGCGGUGAUGUUGCUCUCGUCGAAAAGGUUAUUCGUUACUAUGCUGGUAUUGCAGACAAGAUCUACGGCACCCAAAUCCCUACCAAUGACGGCUUUUUCACCUACACUGCCCGUGAACCUCUUGGUGUUUGCGGUCAAAUUAUUCCUUGGAACUUCCCUCUUCUCAUGUGGUCUUGGAAGAUUGGCCCUGCCCUUGCCACUGGUAACACUGUUGUCUUGAAGACUGCUGAGUCCACUCCUCUUUCCGCUCUCGUCGUCUCCCAGUUUGUUCAGGAAGUUGGCAUCCCUGCCGGUGUUGUUAACAUCAUUUCUGGCUUUGGCGCUACUGGUGCUGCCAUUGCCAAGCACCCCAGAAUUAAGAAGGUUGCCUUUACUGGUUCUACCGCUACUGGCCGCUACAUUAUGAAGGCUGCUGCUGAGUCUAACCUCAAGAAGGUCACCCUUGAGCUCGGUGGUAAGUCCCCCCACAUCAUCUUUGAUGACGCUGAUCUUGACACUGCCGUUGAGGUUGCCGCUCUCGGUAUCUUUUACAACUCUGGUGAAGUCUGCUCUGCUGGCUCCCGUCUUUACGUCCAGGACACUAUCUACGAUGAGUUUAUUGCUCGCCUGAAGGCCCGUGCUGAGGCCAUUUCUGUUGGUGACCCAUUUGACAAUGAGACCUUCCAAGGUUCUCAGACUUCUAAGGCUCAGCUUGACAAGAUUCUUAAGUACAUUGAGCUCGGCAAGGAGGAAGGUGCUCGUCUUGUCACUGGUGGUGAGCGUCUUGACCGUCCUGGUUACUUCAUUGCUCCUACUGUCUUUGCUGAUGUCAAGGAGGAUAUGCGCAUUGUCCGUGAAGAGAUUUUCGGCCCUGUCAUUGUUGCCACCAAGUUCUCUUCUGUUUCUGAGGUUGUCGACCUUGCCAACAACUCUGAGUACGGUCUUGGUGCCGGUCUGCACACUGAGGACAUUAACAAGGCCAUUGAUGUUGCUGGCAGAAUCCACUCUGGCUCUGUUUGGGUCAACACUUACAAUGCUUUCCACGAGGCUGUUCCCUUUGGUGGUUUCAACCAGUCUGGUAUGGGCCGUGAAAUGGGUGAGCAGAGCAUUGACAAUUACACUCAGACCAAGGCUGUCAGAAUCAAGAUCAACCCCAAGAAUUAG
This is a messenger RNA of Magnusiomyces paraingens, 1581 nucleotides long. RefSeq lists its product as uncharacterized. The coding region runs from base 1 to 1581 and encodes 526 amino acids. Gene Ontology annotation, molecular function: aldehyde dehydrogenase (NAD+) activity. The transcript has a single exon. The record is from RefSeq and is a predicted model, not a curated record. Lineage: Eukaryota; Fungi; Ascomycota; Dipodascomycetes; Dipodascales; Dipodascaceae.